CAACAUAACCUUAACAAUGUCUGACUCUGAAGUGGAGAGCGGCUCAGAAAUCAGCGAAAAAAGUGUUGAAUCCCUUGAGAAUGGGGUUGGAAAUGGUGUUAGCGACGUGGAGGAGAAUGGGGCGGAUGCGGAGAGUAAAGAAUCUUCACUGACUUGGCAGGAUUUGGGACUGAAUGAUGUUCUCUGUGGAGCCUGUGCAGAGCUGAAAUGGAAGUCUCCUAGCAAGAUUCAGCGGGAAGCCAUUCCACUGGCGCUCCAAGGAAAAGACGUGAUAGGUUUAGCUGAGACGGGCUCAGGAAAGACUGCAGCAUUCGCCUUGCCAAUUCUGCAAUCGCUAAUGGAAACUCCACAAUCCCUAUUCGCUCUCGUCCUGACACCAACGCGAGAAUUGGCUGACCAGAUUGGAGAUCAGUUUAAGGCGUUGGGAAGCGGAAUCGGGCUGAAAGUGGCUGUAAUUGUGGGCGGAAUGAACAUGACAGCGCAAUCUCUGCAGCUGGCAAAGCGCCCUCACAUCAUCAUCGCCACGCCCGGACGCUUGAUAGACCAUUUGGAGAACACGAAGGGAUUUGACCUCGACAGGAUAAAAUAUCUCGUGAUGGAUGAAGCAGAUCGCAUCCUCAACAUGGACUUCGAGGUGGAAUUGGACAAGAUAUUGAAGGAAAUUCCGCGAGAGCGCCGCACAUUUCUCUUCAGCGCCACAAUGACGAGCAAAGUGAGGAAAUUGCAGAGAGCUUGUCUACGAGAUCCUGUGAAGGUGGAAGUAUCUAGCAAGUAUCAGACAGUAGACAAGCUUCAGCAGAAGUACGUCUUCGUCCCGGCCAAGUUCAAGGAUGUUUAUCUGGUGCACGUCCUGAAUGAACUCGCGGGGAACAGUUUCAUGAUCUUCUGCAGCACGUGCAACAACACUCUGCGGACGGCGCUCAUGUUGAGAGAACUGGGCCUGGCGGCGGUGCCGCUGCAUGGCCAGAUGUCGCAAAACAAGCGACUGGCGGCACUGAACAAGUUCAAGGCGAAGAGUCGCUCGAUUUUGAUCGCCACUGACGUGGCUUCGAGAGGUCUGGACAUUCCUCACGUGGACGUCGUGCUGAACUUCGACAUCCCCACGCACAGCAAGGACUACAUCCAUCGUGUGGGCCGAACAGCUCGUGCUGGACGAUCGGGAAAGGCAAUCACGUUCGUCACGCAAUACGACGUGGAGUUGUAUCAGCGUAUUGAACACUUGAUUGGGAAGCAGCUGGAACAGUAUCCGUGCGACAAGGACGAGGUGAUGGUGCUCCAGGAGCGGAUUGGCGAAGCGCAGCGCGCAGCUAAAGUUGCGCUGAAGGAGAUUGAGGAUCGCAAGAGUGGCGGGAAGAGGAAGAAUGCCGAUGCAAGUGACGACGACACGGAGCAAUUUGUGGGUGUGAGGAAGAGGAUAAAGAGCUCACAGGGAGCGAAAGGUGGGAAAUUCAAGAAGAUGAAGAGGAAAUAAAUACCGUUGAAUUUAAA
Phlebotomus argentipes is the source of this 1488-nucleotide messenger RNA. It is a transcript of the gene pths, whose product is annotated as ATP-dependent RNA helicase DDX47. The record is from RefSeq and is a predicted model, not a curated record. The coding region runs from base 17 to 1471 and encodes 484 amino acids. Gene Ontology annotation, molecular function: ATP binding; RNA helicase activity; nucleic acid binding. NCBI's taxonomy places the organism in Eukaryota, Metazoa, Arthropoda, Insecta, Diptera, Psychodidae. The transcript is spliced from 3 exons.